Molecule: messenger RNA, 1014 nt
Organism: Prionailurus viverrinus (fishing cat)
Lineage: Eukaryota; Metazoa; Chordata; Mammalia; Carnivora; Felidae
Product: olfactory receptor 1Q1-like
Exons: 2
Coding region: 1-1014 (337 amino acids)
Biological process (GO): G protein-coupled receptor signaling pathway
Cellular component (GO): membrane
Molecular function (GO): olfactory receptor activity; G protein-coupled receptor activity
Source: RefSeq, a predicted model, not a curated record
AUGCUGCCUGAGGGAGGAAGGAAGUGCCAAGCCCAACCGACUCCCGUCCAGUCAGAGGCUCCCAAUAAGAUGGUCAAUAACAGCUGGACCAGUGUAUCCCAUUUUGUUCUCUUGGGCAUAUCUACCCACCUGGAAGAGCAGAUCCCACUCUUUCUUCUUUUUCUACUGAUGUAUGCAAUCAACAUUUUUGGGAACUUUGCCAUCAUCACAUUGAUUAUCUCUACUCCACGUCUCCACACCCCCAUGUACAUCUUCCUCAGUAAUUUGGCUUUGGCAGACAUCUGUUUCACCUCCACCACGGUCCCCAAGAUGCUACAGAACAUUUUCUCGCCUACAAAGGCCAUUUCCUACAUGGGCUGCUUAGUCCAGACCUAUUUCUUCAUUUGCUUUGCAGCCAUGGAAAACUUCCUUCUGGCUGUGAUGGCCUAUGAUAGAUACAUCGCUAUCUGCUACCCUUUCCGCUACCCUACGAUCCUGACCAGAAUGCUGUGUUCACAGAUGGUGGCUCUGUGCCAUAUCCUCUCCCAUCUUCAUGCCCUGCUGCACACCUUUCUUAUGGGCCGAUUAAUCUUCUGUGCAGAUAACAAGAUCCCCCAUUUCUUCUGUGACCUCUACCCUCUGAUGAAGAUUUCCUGCUCCAGCCCCUACCUCAACACCCUGAUGAUUCACACGGAGGGUGUUAUUGUCAUCAAUGGAGCUCUGGCUUUCAUCAUUGCCUCCUAUGCCCGCAUCAUCUCAGUGGUCCUCCAGAUCCCCUCGGCCAAGAGCAAAUGGAGAGCUUUUUCUACCUGUGGCUCCCACCUCACUGUGGUGUCUAUCUUCUAUGGCACACUCACAUGGGUCUACUUCCGGCCCCUUACCAGCUAUUCAGUGACUGAGGGUCGCAUUCUGACAGUCAUGUACACAGUGGUGACCCCCAUGCUGAACCCCUUCAUUUACAGCCUGAGGAAUGGGGAUGUCAAGGGAGCCUUCAGAAAAUGGGUGAGCAGAAUGUGGACUUCUUCCUUUAGAUAA